This is a messenger RNA of Hippoglossus stenolepis (Pacific halibut), 1837 nucleotides long. Its product is annotated as germ cell-specific gene 1-like protein. The transcript is spliced from 6 exons. Lineage: Eukaryota; Metazoa; Chordata; Actinopteri; Pleuronectiformes; Pleuronectidae. The record is from RefSeq and is a predicted model, not a curated record. Gene Ontology annotation, cellular component: plasma membrane. Bases 496 to 1581 code for a protein of 361 amino acids.
CUGCACAUGCAUGGGGCUGCAGAGCAAUAUUGUGGAUGUAAUAGUGUGCAUCUGUCAUGUUUAUUCACAGUGUCAAGGUCACCUCGAGGUCGUUCACACAUCAGAUCAGAGCUGCUUGUUUUUUUACGGCUGAAGUCAUUGGACGAGGGAGAUAAAGAGGUGGAGAGAUGAAUAAGUCUAGGAAUCAAAAUGAAAACAGAUGGAACAGAGUUGCCUGUUUUGGAUUUAUACAGAUGGAUUAAAGAGGAGCAGUGUGUGUGUGUGUGUGUGACCGCUGGGGUCGGAUCAUAAAGACUGAGGUCAGUGUUGACGGCCCAAAAUCCUCCAUCGCUCCCGCCAUCUGAUGAGGAGUGAGAGGGAGCAGAGACGGCCGGAGGAGCAGGGUCGGAGGUUUCCUUCCACCUUGAUGACGGAGCGGAGAACAGAGUGAGACGUUGAACAGGCUGAGGGGUCCAUAUCCUCCUUCAACCCCCACCCCCACCCCCUGUCUGCAGGAUGGAGCUGCUGCAGCAGAUGCGUUCCCCUCGCCUCUCCUUCAUCCAGACGCUGGUGUCCCUCUUCCUGGGCGGCACGGCGCUCAUGUCCUCCUACUGGUGCGAGGGUCAACAGAAGGUGCCCAAGCCGCUGUGCACGGCCACCAAGCACAGCAACUGCAUCCCCGUCCCUGGUGUCUCCAACUCCAACAUCCAGUUCUCCUGGGAGACGGGGGACGACCGCUUCGUCUUCCCCACCUUUCACACGGGCCUGUUUAUCACCUGUGAGGAAAACAUCUACUCAGACGCAUGGGAGGAGAAGUGUCGAGGGUUUUACACUCUCACCCCCCGAUCGGAGAAAGCUAUGAUGUGGCUGUCGCUGUCUCUGGAGCUGAUGUACGUCGGUCUGCUGUUGAUCAGCUGCACUCUGCUGUCGGUGCAGUUGUGCAUGAGGGCCUGGUGCCCCUCCACGCAGCGCUGGGGCCAGCUGCUCAACGCUUUUGCGGCUGUUUUCACAGUCCUGGGAGGUCUGCUCGGGAUGGUGGGUCACAUGAUGUUCAUGCAGGUGUUUCAGACGACCGUCUUGAUGGGACCAGAGGAUUUCAAGCCUCACAGCUACGGCUACUCCUGGGCUUUCUACGUGGCCUGGUUUGCCUUCACAGUCUGCAUGUCCGCCGGCGUCUCCACCCUCAACAACUACACCAAGAAGGUCCUGAUGGUGGGACCCCGGCCGCUCUUCAACGCCUGGACCUUUAACUUUGUGGGGCUCCUGCCGCCGGCUCCUUACUACACCCCUCCCAACGCAGCCAUCAACCUGGCCUCUCCCCCGUCACCUCCCCGGAUCUCCCACCUGUCUCCCUACUACGAGCCCCCGUCCACCAAGGUGCCGGCCUCCGCUCCGAGGCUCACGAGCUCCCGUUCGCUUCCUCUCCCCCACUCUGAGUCCUUCCCUCCUCACCCCUCCAACCCUGCCCCCGCAUCUCCGUUCCAUCGCCUGUCACUCCCGUCAACAUCUCCAUCACCCACGGCGUCCGUCUGCGUGCGCAUGGCGCUGCCGGCACACAGGGAGCACCCCUUCGAACCAGAGGACGACUACAGCCCGCUUUGACCUUUUGAUCCAGACUGAAGUCUUCCAUCUUGGCAUUGCAGGUCAAUGUUGGUCAUGGACUUGUCAUGUGCUCUGAAUUCACAUUCCAGUCUCCAGACUCAAUGAAGUAAUUAGAUUUGGUCAUAAUCACUCUGUUCUAAUAAAGAAGGAGGAUGUAGAUGAAUUAUUGAAAUGUGUUCUUUGUUAAAUCCAGUGGAACCAAAAGGCUCAAUUUCACAACAACACAAACUUAUAAAUAAAUCUAUAAUGUUCUGAA